UUGCUUUGAGAAUGAGGAUAUCACGGAAACCCCCUCUCCCAGUCAGCUGACAAGUAAAGAAGCCAUGGCCAAAGCACUGUCCGAUUACACAGCGGCAGUUCAACCCCAGGGUUCCAUUCCAAUUAUCUUACUUCUGGUGCUGGUUAAGGCGAUGGUGCUGGCCAUGUACAAGCAGUACGUGGACGCGGAGGACUGGACCGCCAGCAUCAACACCGAACAGACACCGUCGUCGUGGUCCCGCACAACAGUCGGCAACCUGCGGCUGCUGUACAAGGAGCGGCGCAAGUCCCUGAAGUCCGUCCAGGCGCUGGCGUACGCGCAGCAAGAGACCGACAAGACCAGUUCUCCCGCCGUCGCCCAGCCUCAAACGGAAACCCCCUGGUUGCCCGCGGGCCUUCCCUGGCUUCCCAGGGAGGCCUCGACGACGGGUCACGAGCUCGAGGAAGGGCCCAAGUCGCCGGACACGCCGCCGCCGCUGAGUCCGCCCGAGUCGCCCGUCGAUUUGCCCGGCACGUCCCGUGUGUCCUGCCGCGAGCGCCGGAGGUUGCGUGAUCCAACGGACGCCAAGUCCCGUUCACCGAGGGUGUCUGUUGGUGGCUCACCCGAGAUGUCACGAGGGCAGCCGAAACCCGGCAUGCGGUCAUCUUGAGCGUGUGCACGACGCUUUAUCAACUGGAAUUGGGACAGCUGUGCGGUCGGGAGAUAGGAGAGAUGUACUCUCUAUGCCGGAAUCUAAUUUUUAGCGCGGUGUUUCUGGACGUUUUACGUUGACCUUCACCGCCGCGAGUAAGUGUGUCACUGAUGUUCUUUGUCUUCGGUUCAUCAUCGCUUUAUUUAUGAACGAAUGAAUAGUUAAUGCAUAAACAAAUGUUAAUGAUAUGCGCAGAUGGCGAAUAUUUAUCUUUAGUUGCCUGUUUUUUUGCUGUCGUUCUUUUUUAGUCUUCUGCUGUCGUUCUUUUCUAAAGUCUGCCAAAGACAGACUUUAGAUAGUGUUCCCGGUUUCACCUUCUCUUUUGGAUUUACGUUCGUCAAAUUCAUUGUGUUAUUGAGCAAAAACAUUUCGAAAUAAAUGACCA
This is a messenger RNA of Ixodes scapularis (black-legged tick), 1076 nucleotides long. RefSeq lists its product as uncharacterized. Bases 65 to 649 code for a protein of 194 amino acids. The transcript has 4 exons. NCBI's taxonomy places the organism in Eukaryota, Metazoa, Arthropoda, Arachnida, Ixodida, Ixodidae. The record is from RefSeq and is a predicted model, not a curated record.